Malassezia vespertilionis is the source of this 2985-nucleotide messenger RNA. RefSeq lists its product as uncharacterized. Gene Ontology annotation, biological process: regulation of transcription by RNA polymerase II. The coding region runs from base 1 to 2985 and encodes 994 amino acids. The transcript has a single exon. Gene Ontology annotation, molecular function: transcription coregulator activity. Gene Ontology annotation, cellular component: mediator complex. NCBI's taxonomy places the organism in Eukaryota, Fungi, Basidiomycota, Malasseziomycetes, Malasseziales, Malasseziaceae. The record is from RefSeq and is a predicted model, not a curated record.
AUGGGAUCGCACGCAGGGAAGAGCGAGCUUGGGGGCGGCGAGAUGCAUGUACGCUGCGCGUUUGCAAGUGCGCACAUUUCGUCGCGUGUGCGGCAGGUGGAAUACUGCGUCCUGCGCCCUGCCGAAAAACCCGGCGGGCCAGAUUUGCUCGCGGGCGCUGCGCGUGCUCUGCAAGCGGCCCAAAUGCAGCUGCACGCUGGCCUGGAAGGAGAGAAUGCGCCGUGCAACGCGCUGAAACUCUUGGAGCAGACGUGGCUGUACGCAAUCGAAAGCACGCCGACGUUCCCUUCCGCGCCAGCGUCGCUGUGGGUGUUUGGCGCACACGAUCCGCUGGACCAUGCGGGCUUGCGCGAGACGGAGCGUGGCACAUUGACGGCGCCGCAAGACGGCCUUGAGCACAGCACGGCGCAGCACGCUUACUUUCUCCGCGCGAUCGAGAACGCCAUCGCCGAUAUGCGCACUGCCGAUCCACACGCUGAGCGCGGCGUGCGGUGCGGCGCAGGCGUGCUCCUCGUCGAAUCGACGCCUCUGCGUCUACUCGAAUUUCAUGCACACACGACACUGGAUACAUUGGUUGUGCGCAUGGAUGCGCACAGCGUCCCAUGGAUGCCUCUUGCGAUGCAGUACGACCCCGACAGGCCGUGUAGCGCACCGCCAGUGCGCCCCGGCGAGUCGCAGCUCGUGCUAUUGCCUACGCUUGUGCACGCUACGUAUCUGGACGUGUUUCCUGGUGCUAUAUCGCAGAACACGCGCCUUGCCGACGCGCUUGCGCCCGUGUUUGCACAGCGCGCCGCGCACGACACGAUGCGCGUCAUGGUCAGGAUCCCUGUGCAGCAUCCGCCGGCGAUGCCGAUGGAUACGAUGGAUAUGGGCCUCGAUACAGCCACAGGCACGCUUGCCGUGACGCUGCUGUGGCCUGCAGCGCUGUGCCUGUGCCUGCCUGCGCCGCCUGCGCCCAAGGAACGCGAGCCGCUCGGCGCGCUGUGCACGCUGAGCGUCGCUGCGCUCCUGCGUGCCAUGCACCGCGCGCCUUCAGCACCACUAGAGGCAGCAGAGAGCGUCGUACGGUCGCACUCGCCCCGCGAUGAAGAGGAAGAUGUGUUCCAAGGCAUUGGGCAGCUGACGGAGGACGAUUUUCGCUUCUUUGGCGAGCCGGUCGAUGCGGCCGCCGCGCCGCCGCCAGUGCAGGCGCAUGCUCCGGCCGCAUCGCACGCGUCGCCGCUUGGCUCGCCACACGAAACGCCCAUUUUCGCCGCACCGACGCCGCGCGCGUCCAAAUACGACGUACACGGAAAGCUUUACACGCCGCUCUUAAGCAGGAAACGGCGCGCAUCGGGCGAGUUAGCGUUAGAGCGCCGCGUAGUGCCCCGCAUAUCACCGUACAUGCCAGCUGAUACGCCGCAGGUGCCAGUGCACAGCCCCUUGCUCGACGCGAGCGAAAGCGGGAGCGGGAGCGAAAAGAGCGAAAAGAGCGACGCGCCCGCGCUGCCGUUUGUGUCCCGCGCCGUCGCGCUCGUGCGCCUGCAAUGCAGUACAUGGGUCGCGCACCAGGGUGCACUGCAAGCACGGCCAUGCUCGGGCACACGGCUCGAAUGGGCCGCACACGGCGCGCCGCGUCCGAUCGAGCGCGAUCAGUGCGCCCCGGCGGCGUGGGGGCCGUUGGAGAGUGUCUGUGUUGCCGUGGCGAAUCCCGUGCCGCGCUUUUUGCUUGGAUGCCAGCGCGCCGUGGUGCAAGUGUGCCCUACCGCGCUGGACGCAUGGGCCACGCUUGGCCUCGAGCCGGUGGGUGGGCCGAAACGCAUUUGCGUAUGUGCCGUGCUUCUUGGGGACAUGGAUCCGCUCGCGGUGCGCCAGUGGCUCACUGGGCUAGAGCACGCUUAUGUGCGUCUGCGCAUGGGCACACUGUGCGCGAGCAGUGCCGUGCUUGCAUGGCAAGACGGCCAGCUUGUAAAUACCGCCAACGGCACGCCGACGGUGCUGGCCAAUGCAUGGGGCGCGAAGCAUGCCGCGGAUACACGCGCCAUUUGCCUGCUCCACGCGCCGGAUACGGCAUCGCUGGACGCUGCCGAGCAUCUGUACAAGCAGUACCGCGCCGCGCCGUCAGUGCACGCCGCGCAUGCUGUGCUGGCACUCCCGCGCGACUUUGUCCAGCCCGCGUGGCGACAGGAUUUCAGAGCGCAGGCGCGCAUUGCGCGAGUCAUCUACGAUGCCGUGCCGCGUGCGGGCCGUGCCAUUGCACAUACACUCGCGCUUGCGCCGGGGUACUAUGCGGCGUGCAAGUACCUGCGUGCCGAGUGUGCGAUGCAACUUGCUUGGCCGCCGCCGCUGCAGAAUGUGCUGCAGCAUGGGGCUGUACUGCAUGUCGCGUACGAUGUGGUGCCACAAGAUGCGUGCUCCAUGGUGCGUGUUGUGGGAAUCGACGACCGUGCGCAAUGCACAUUUGUGCAGACGUGGGCGUCGCAGGGGACGCGCGCCGAUGUGCGGCGCAUCUGGGAAAUGGUCCGUGCGCAGAUGCGCACCGCGCCGCAAGUCGCGUGGAAUAGUGUCGUGUGUAGGUUUGGCGCGAUGCCGAUGGCCGAGUCGGAGGCGUGGGCCGUGCUGGGCACUGAGCGAAAGCGUGACGCGGCACUGCUCGAUACGCUGAUCGCCUGCGUGGAGCGCGGCGCCCCGCUGCACAUGCCCGCACAAGAAAAGAACACGUUGGCGGCGCCUUUGCACGCCGUCUUUCCGACGGAGCGUAUGGUGCUUGGCGCGAAAGGUGAGCAGCUGCUGGCGCUGCAAACGGCGUACGUCGCGCAGGAAAGUACAGGUGCAUGGACCGUGCAUCUCUUGCAUGCCUUUUUCACCGCGCAGGAGCGCGCAUUGGAUGGGUACAUGCACGAUUUGGUGCUCCACCUCGGCGCACUGCAAUAUUUGGCCACGGCACGCUGGCCGCUUGAGGCGCCGCUGCUGCCGUGGCAUGUUGCUGUGCUUGCCGCAGCGUAG